AGUGACGGGCUGAUCGGGCAGGGUGUCAUGUUUAAAAGUAUUAUUGUUGAGCACGUAACACUUAUUACACACAGAUAUAGAAAUAUUUAUAUAACUGUGCCUUAGAACUAGAGGCAAUAUAGUGUAUAACACGAUUUCAACCUUAUCGGCUUCCUCUAUCGCUCCGAGAGUUUUUUUUACAUCUCCCAAUUAAUCUUUGGUAAUCUUUUUAGCAAACUACGAAUUCCGUGCAUCUCGCGCGGUUGUAAUAUACAAUACAUAUAUAAGAAGGUUUCAUCAUUAAAUUAGACGCAUGUUGUAAGCACGUUUAUCGAACGCGAUUUCUUGGGACGAUUAGUUGGGAGCGCGCGUUAAUAAUCCAAGAGCGUUUCGACAUAUUUACUUUAUAUUGGUGUGAACUUCCAUCGCUGUACGAGUUUCUGAUUCGGAAGGACAAAUAUAUAUAUUUCUCUAUCUCUUUCUCUCUCUCAAUAAUGUUAUUUUUACAAUUCCGACAGUCCUGUUACGUUCAGUCUCGGUACGUGGCAAGGACUCAGCGACUCUUACAGCGAGAGAACGAUCUUAGAUCUUGAAUCGUGUAAAACUCAAGCUGUAUCUCUUCUUACAUAUAUAUUUUACGUGUAUAUCCCGUGUAUUAAUUAUGAAGUUAAUUGACUCGAGCUUGAUCUAUGUCGUGUUUUUGUAAAACAGAAUAUUGUAACAUAUAUAUGAAUUUGAAACAUAUAAUAUAUAUGUAUAUUCACAUCUAAAAAGGGGCGGAAAGCACAUUUCUCAUCUCGUGCACCAAAGAUAUUCUUCAUAUUCUGUAGAAAAAAGCGAUACAAUUAGUAUGCAAUGCAUAUAUAUAAAUAUCUCCUAGAUAUACUACGUUAGAGAUUUUAUUACAGAUAUCAAAAGAGAAUUUGUUGUAUAUGAUCUACACAUACAUACGAUUGUUAUACGUAUAAUUAUAUAUGAUUACACCGAGUAAGUUUUGCUUCGUACGUGACUAAAUCAUCACGUGCGAGUAAUUAACAGCGAUUUCGUUAACACUCGUCUUUAAAUAAAAGUAUUCUAUUAAAGAAUGUACUGUAUAAAAUUUCUAAUGUGUUUCUCGAAACCAACAUAUAGAUAUAUAAUUAUACAAUUAUUCUCUUUCAAUUAUAUUGAAUGAUUAUGUAUUGAAAUUGUUGAUCCGAGGCCUAAAAUCUAAAAUCUAUAUCAAGAUUCUUAAGCGAUCAUCAUUGAAAAACAUUUUAUCCGACACUUGACCAAAUACUUGAACAUAAAAAAUGGCAAAAAUAUAAUCCAAUAUUUGUGCGAUAUUUCGCGAUAAAUUCUUUUAAGAGCAAGAAUACGGGCGUAUAUUUAUGGAAGGCAGCUGUUUGGAUUCUUAUCACUCGCCAUCUUGUACUGAGGUACCGAUACAAGUCCGAUCGAUCGGAGGGAGGGGGCCCCUCUGACAACGCGAUACGUUAGUGCUCCGUAUAAACGCGGUGGAAAUUCCACCGUGUUCUUCAUUUUCGCAUACCGUGUAUAUCCGUGCGUUUACACCUUCCCGGCCCUUUCUCCUCGUGUUGUUUCGCUGCCCUCUUUCGUGACGAAGCAAUCUUUCGAUAGCUGAUAGAUCGAAGGAUCCACAACCGGAGUUCCUUCAUCGUCGAGCGGGUGCGAGCAGGUGCGAGACGAACGUCGUGGCGUGAUAUAUCAUCGCCGGGCACAAUGGCUUGCGAAUUCUUUAAGCUUGAACGAUGGCCGAUUCACGCGGCUUCAAGCCAAUAAACCAGUUGUGGCAGAGCGCAACAGUGCCGACGGAUCAGGAUUCGGAGUGUCUCUACGAGGAGAUCCCGGGGUCUCGGGAUACGGAUCAGCCAGCUGGUGCCGCCGUUGGGCACGCGGUGCAGGGGGAGGAGGAAGAGGAGGAGGAGGAGGAGGAGGACGAGAAAGGCAGCAGGGGAAGUCUCGAUUUUGGGGUCCAGGUUGGAGGUAGCGGCGACUGGUGGGGCGAUCAGUCGGGGGAUCGGGAGGACAUCGUCACCGGCGGCGGUACCGUCCCCCGUAGCAGGUCAGUCGGCAGGAACGGCCGAUCGGGGACGAGCGGCGGCGCGAGAUCGCGCAGCGGGUCGACCGAUCGGCGUCGGCCAGAUCGAACGCGCCAGCAGGACAUCGUCGUCGUCGGCAGGGUGGAGGAGGAGCGGUAUGCCGCGCGCAGGAUCCACGUGGAGCCCGGUACAGGCGCCGUAUUGCCGCCUCCUGCGGCUACCGGCCUCAAGCUGACCAGGGGGCGACCAACGAGCCAGAGCACCGUCGCCCGUUACUUGCACUCGGCCAGCACCAACGCCUCGGCGACACACCACCAUCAUCAUCAUCACGGCUUGCACAGCCAGUAUCCACCGGCAUCCAGGACGACCGGCAGGCAGCACCGCCAUCAUCACUCAAGCCGCGGCGCCUUCAGUAAUGAGACGCAGGAAGAGGUACAGGAGGACGAUGAAGCCACUCUACGGGAGUUGCUCGUAAGUCUGCAGAAACAGGUCAGCGUUAUGAGUAUGAACUUGAGUGCCAAGCUGGACGAGCUGCAGCGGGGUGACCGCCAGCUGGAGACCACCGUCGCUCUCUGCGAGAUCCGCACGCAGCUGCAGGAGCUCACGAAGAGCGUAGAGUCUUGUCAGAGCGAGGUCAGCGAGGUGAAGCGGGACAUGGUCGCGAUUAAGCACGAACUAGAUACGGUACAGCAAGUUAAGGAAGAGAUAGAGGAAUUACGGGAGUACGUGGAUCGACUGGAAGAGCACUCCCAUCGGCGGAAACUUAGGCUCCUGGAGCAGGGACUGACACUUUUCCUAUCGUAUGCGAUACUGGCAGCCGUAUUGGGAAUGUUGCAGUUUGGAUACAACACUGGAGUGAUUAACGCGCCUGAAGUGAACAUAGAGAAUUUUAUGAAAGAUGUGUACAAGGAUAGAUACGGAGAGGAUAUUUCGGAUGAUUCUGUCAAGACAUUAUACUCUGUGGCCGUGAGCAUAUUCGCGAUCGGUGGUAUGGUGGGUGGUUUCAGUGGAGGAACAAUCGCCAACAGAUUUGGCAGAAAGGGAGGCUUACUGCUAAACAACGUGCUGGGCAUCGUGGGGGCGUGCCUGAUGGGUUUCACGAAGCUCGCUGAGUCGUACGAAAUGUUGUUCUUCGGACGGUUCAUCAUCGGUGUCAAUUGUGGCUUGAACACCUCGUUGGUUCCCAUGUACAUAUCGGAAAUAGCGCCAUUGAACCUGAGAGGCGGCCUAGGCACGGUGAACCAGCUCGCUGUUACGGUGGGCCUCCUGGUCUCCCAGGUGCUGGGCAUCGAGCAAAUCCUUGGAACAAACGAGGGUUGGCCCGUUCUCUUAGGACUAGCUAUCUGUCCUGCCAUUCUACAGCUAUUGCUGCUUCCAGUUUGCCCGGAAUCUCCAAGAUAUUUGCUCAUUACUAAACAAUGGGAGGAAGAGGCUCGGAAAGCUUUGAGAAGGUUGAGAGCCAGUAACCAAGUAGAAGAAGAUAUUGAAGAGAUGAGAGCGGAGGAACGAGCUCAACAAGCUGAGUCUACAAUCUCGAUGACCGAGCUUAUAUGCAGCCCAACUUUAAGAGCACCUCUCGUUAUUGGUGUGGUUAUGCAACUUUCGCAGCAGCUUUCGGGUAUUAAUGCCGUAUUUUAUUAUUCCACGAAUCUGUUCACUAGUUCUGGUUUAACGGACGAGAGUGCCAAGUUUGCAACCAUUGGCAUUGGUGCCAUUAUGGUUGGUAUGACGCUAGUGUCCAUCCCGCUCAUGGAUAGGACAGGAAGGCGUACAUUGCACUUGUAUGGUCUCGGUGGCAUGUUUAUCUUUUCAAUAUUCAUCACAAUUUCGUUUCUCAUAAAGGAGUUCUUUGGCUAUGUGCAGGAAAUGAUCGACUGGAUGUCCUACAUCUCGGUAGUGUCUACUCUGUGCUUCGUCGUGUUCUUCGCCGUAGGACCCGGAUCCAUCCCAUGGAUGAUCACGGCGGAACUGUUCUCCCAAGGUCCCAGACCCGCCGCUAUGUCUAUCGCGGUCCUCGUCAAUUGGAUGGCUAAUUUCUUGGUCGGCAUCGGUUUUCCAAGCAUGAAGACUAGCCUUGAAAACUACACGUUCCUACCGUUCAGUGCAUUUCUAGCCGUCUUCUGGAUCUUCACGUACAAGAAGGUUCCUGAGACUAAGAAUAAAACAUUCGAAGAGAUUCUAGCUUUAUUCAGGCAUGGUAAUGACAGGAGCAGCUUGCGGGACAGCAGACUUUAUGGGAGCAUGCUAAACUGUGUGAAUGCAUUAGAGGGACACAUACCGCCAGCAGAGAGCGCAGCCCUGAUGGUGGCAGAGGAGAAGCCACAUCCUGAUUCAUUUGUGUUUGCAGCUGGAUCCGAGCGCUCUUCCGUCGCUCCCGCUCAGCCGGAGAGACCACCGCCCCCGCUUCCCCCGCCACGCUUUCCGAACAGCGGUGUCUGACAAUGGGAAACAGCUCCUCUUAAUAUCGGUAACCUAGUGAUCAUGAACGCGCCGAUACCGCUACCGCUGCUGCUCACCACCAGCAGCCUUAGCCUAGAGACGCAGCUGUACGAGAUCAUCACCGAGAGCGGUAAGGCGUGCGCGGCCUUCCUGCGGAACAGCCUGCGUCGCGCGAACAGCCUCGGCUGGAGCGCGACCGAAAGCUUCGAGACUACGGGGAUGACGACGACGACGACGAGCGGCGCGAUUUGAAGCGGGCAGUGAGAGGAGAACCGGAAACGAGAAACGCGAAGCGGAGUAUUGCGAGAAAUCUCAUCAUCGGGCGACACAUGACGACGAGUGACGAGUGUUCCUCGUUUCAUCGAUCGCCAUCUCUCUCUGUGUAUGUCUGUCUCUCCGCGAGUUGAAUUAGUUCAACGAAGGGCGUAGGGGGUAAUUUUUCCAACUAUCAUGAUCCGAUGUUUUUAACAAGGCACUGCGAUAAUUCUUUUCAAUAAUUUAACCGCGCGCGAUCAGACGUCACUUCUUAAUCGUAUCGUGAUAUUUAUGAAAUAAGUAUAAUCGUGACUUCGUAAUGAUUAUUAUGGGAUCGUUAAGAAAAAUUCCAGUAUCACGUGCGUGUUGUCGAAAUUAUCCCGAUCGAGCUUACAUCUCGAUGAUACUUAAUGACGAUAAAUUUAUUCGGGAUGUCAUGAAAUGUUUCGAAUAUAAAAGAAAUAAAUAAAUCGGGCGGAUCAAUAUCGAAAGAUGACAGAUCGAAGAUGUCUCGGCGAAAGCGAGACAUGAUUGAUCCUCCUCCUCGUAGAAGCGGAAGAUACGAUCUUCGCACGGGCAUUCGAGUCGGAAAAAAACGUACGCGCGGACGAUAAGACGAGCGAUCGAGAUAGAUUAAUCGAAAUGUUGCGAAAGUGAUUUGUGCCUAGACGAGUAUGUUUAGGAAAAUGAAAAAUGCGUAAAAAUUGCUGCAUCGGCGAUCGCGCACUAAUACGAGUACUCGAGGAACUUUGCGCGACAUGGAAGGAUAUCGAAAUGUGAAUCGGCAGACACACACGCACACGAGGAGGCAGGAGAGGGGGAGGCAACCCCCUUUCCCUGUAGCAACCCCUUCGUCCUCGAAAGAGAGAGAGAGAGAGAGAAAACGAAGGCGACGAGAACGUGUAUCUAUAAUAAUAUCCCUUCACUUUUAUAUCAUUAAUUUUCUAGGACUCAUGUGUCGGGACUACGUGUCGUUUUUUACGUAUCACACUCUGUCCUCUGUACGAUUCAUCGCAACGUGUUGUGUAUUUAUUAAGCCGCGCGCUGUUACUUCCGCGACGACGACAAUGGGAUGGGAUAGAUGUACUGUGCGCGCGACUGCCAUAAACCCGCAACAAAUUCAAAAGAUUACGCGACCUGCCCUCGAGACACUGUGAUAUUUUCUUUUCGUCGUUUCCGGCGUUCGAUUCCGGAAUUAUCGAGAGCGAGUGUAUGCUAUAUAGCCGGAGAGACGGAAAGGUAUCGAAUUGGUUCGCUUCGUGAAAGGACUGAUUAAUUUCCGAAUGAACGGAGAGAUGAUAACGAUUGGGAAUGUUUGAAAGCGUUAAAACGAUUCGAAAAAAUUCGCCGGUUAAAGGUGCUUCGACCUGUGUGAAAAAAAAUGGGGAAUUAAAAGGAAUUAAGAUGAAUUCCUGCCGAUUCCUUUUAAUCCGCCUAUUUCUCGUUGCGAGGGAAGGCUAGCAAUUUUUCGAAAUUUACAAAAUCAAAGGAGACGGGGGAAAAAGAACUUACUUGCCUUUAUAAAUCGCGGGGCGUAACAGUGCGUUAACGAACGAAGUAGUAGCGACUCUCGUAUCGAAGAUCUCAAAUUGGGCAUCGACCAACUGCAUUAAAUUAAUGUCAAAAGAGAAACCACAUGGAAUUAUUAGCUUAUCUUUCGAUUAGCCGCGACCUCGACGACGUUCGCGAUCACGUCGGAACUCAUACGGUGCCUCUCGACCGCAGUAUAAUUCACAAACUAAUCAACCAUACUUUAUCUCUUACAAGACGCAGGGUACAUUACAAAUACACUUUCAGUUUCGGCCGAGUGGAUGUGCCGAUUCCUUAAUUAUUCGCAUCUCAAAUAUUUCCGUAAUAUAUUAUAUCUUGAAAUUACUUUAAAUCGAUAAUCAACGUAUAAACGAUAAGAUCUAAACGUAAAAAAAAAAAAAAAUAAUAAUAAUAAUAAUAAUUUACGGAAAAUAUGCGAAUAAAAUAUAUAAAAAUUUAUCUAAAACUAAAUUAUGAAUUAAAAUAAAAUUGUGAAUUUUUCCAAUCCUCGUAAAAUUGAUUGUAUCUCUGACUUAAUAAAUCCUCGAUCGAUAUUUCGAGAUGCAGGUCGAUGCAUUUUUCUAUCGCGACAGGAAUCGACACCUUCCCGUCCGAAUCACGAAAUCAAUAACAGCAGCCUGUCUGCGCAGAGGCAUGCCUUUUCUUACUCCGUCAUUAAUCUUUCUUCUCCUCUCCCUCCUCCCCCUCCCCCCGCUGCUAUCGAUCUUUUUAACGGACGUGCACACGAUUCGAUAUUUCGGGACUCCGAGGGAGACGUCGAUCUCUCCUUACGUGCUGUACAUAAUACUGUGUAUAUACUUGUAUACUUCUACUCUGUACUUGAGAGACGUCGCUGGGCCACAGCAAGUGUAUAAUAAUCCAAUAUAUAACUGGAGAGCUAGCAUACUCCGUUUCCCGCUAAAGUAGCCUUACCGACGACGAGAUGACACAAACGAGGACAAGUAUAUAUCUGCACUGAUACUGAUUCAGAGUCGUUUUAGAUCCCAAAUAAGUCGAUCGAGCAACCGUGAUCCUCUCGAGAGAAGCCCUUGCUCUCUUUCGCGAUAGUGACGAGCCGACGAAAUCGACGGUGAUUGCGCAUCCGCGGCUUCUAUCGUUUUGUCGUUUUACGUUGCGUUCACGUCUAUCCGCAUGCAACAGCUCAAUCGCGAUCUGACGAAUUCGUAGAAUCGUAAAUAUUAGGCAAAAAUCACUCACCGAUCUGACGAAUGUCGCGGUCCGCAUCUUUUGGUACAUCCGAUGAAUAAGUCUUGAUAUCAGUGAAGAGCCUGCAUCUCGAUAAAUCUGUAAAAAAGAAAGAAAGAAAUUGAUGGUUAUUUAUUUAUUUUGUUAUUAUUUUCUUAUAUUCUUUUAUUAUUUUUUACGGUUUUUGCGAGUCUUUAAUUUUCCGAAACAGAAAUUAGUAUUGAAAAAUCUUAUCAUUCCUUUAACCAUCUCUCUACUAACAUUUACAUAUCUCUCUUUAAAAAUUAAAUAAAUUAAUAUUUUCCUUCAGGCUUGAAAUACGUUACAGAGAAUUUUUUAAUAUUCGUAUAUUGAUCGUUUUAAUAAAAAUAUCUUUAUUUUUCUUAUUACGCGAACUUUUCGAUAAAUUGAAAUAUAUAUGUGACGGUCAAGUAUUUCUGAAACUUGAAUCGUUCUUUCGUUACUUUCAAAAUGUUUCCGAAAUUUUAUAUUGGCCUUUCUGUAACAUUUUUUUUUUUUUUUUAAAUGAGCGAAAAUUAAUUUCAUAUCUUUGUUAAGAAAAAGAUUACUUUACUCGAACGCACUCAUAAAGAAUAAAAAUUGAUGCUAACAUAUUAAAAAUAAAAAGGAUAUGAUAGAAAACCACAGAAAGCCUACAAUUUUAGACUAGAAUUUCGAUUUACAUAAUAAAUUCCUGGCAAUUUUUUUCUAAAGCAAAUCUACUUGUGCGGGGCAAACGUGACUUGAAUAAAUACUGCUGCUUCAAAGAUCGCGACGUAAAUGCAAUAUAGUAUUUAGAAUAGAAAGGAUAAAUGAAUAAGGAAAAAAAGAUCCAGAUAGAUUCACGCGCGAAACGCGCCGUAAGAUAUCACAUAUUCAAACGAGAGCAACUGAAAGAAGUUUUUAAUUAUAAGCUGUCCGAAACAUACAGAAUCAGUGAGAAAGGCAAUAAAGCUAUAUUGAACUGAAAAAGAAAAAAAUAUACUAAAGUAGAUCUCCUUGCAUUAUAUGAGUAUUAUCAGAGAAUUCAGAAUAUUAUAUUAAUUAUCGAUAACUCUAGGCUAGGCAUAUAUAUAGAAACUAUAUAUAGCUAUUAGAUGAUAGUAUAUAUAUAUAUAGCACGACGUAUAACAAGAGCUAAUUAAUAUAAUUGGAAACUUCACCGAGACGGGCGAAUAAACUCUCUCUCUUUCUCACACACCUGUGCAAUGACUGUAUAAUAAUUAUAUCGAGUAUAUCGUCAUUAUCUCACCAUUUCGGAAUCGUCAUUACAGGCUUAUUAACAAACGCGGUAAUUACCGAGAGAUAUGGUGUACGUGCGAUUAUAUUUUGGUUCAAACUAGACGCGUCGAUUCCGGGAACUCUCGCAGAUUUUCAAACCCGACGUGUAUGCAAAUUAUAUCGCCAUAGUAAAAAGAGAUUGCGAACGCGUAACGAUUAUUAUUGUAGCUGUAAAACUAUAUCCGGCUCCCAACAUCGUGCUACGGCAACCAUAUAUACCUGUUGAAGAAACCUUCUUUCGAUUACCACCUCACCGAGAAAAGGCAUGCUGCGAUGUGUUCACAAAAGAUAGAUCAUUGGCACCAAAACGUUAUCAUCAUCACACGCGCGGUAAUUUCUAUAUCCUCGAGAAAAUGCAGUAUGCCGUAACGUAAUUAAAAAAAAAAAAAAUCAACGCGAGAUCCGUAAGCGAGUUACGAAAGGCUUUUCUGUCUCCGUGCAAUUAUGCGUCUCGAGAGAGAAAAAGAGAGAGAGAGAGAGCGCAUCAGUACGAAAGGCCUUUCUUAAUCCUUACAUGCGCAAAGGAUUACACUUAUCUGUAAUUGAGACCCACGUACAUAUAAUACUAUAACGAGAAUAAUUCGUUUCUAAAAAAAUUGUAAUAACGCGCGCGCGUAUACAUAUAUAUACAUAUAUACAUAUAUAUUAUUAAAAAACAAUGGCUACUUUAAACGCGAAGAUCUAAUAAUGUAUUUCGCACUCAUCACGACUUUGAUAAAAAGAUAAGCAAUGAUCGCAUCAAUGGUUUCGAGUCAAUGACACAAUAUUAAACUCAUUGAAUACUACAACGUUUAUAGAGCCUUAAAGUGGGAAAUAAAAGAGAAAAGAGAAAAAAAGCAAGAGAAAUUUUUGAACAGUCCAGCAAAGUAUAAGUGAUUACAAUAACGAUUUGUAAAAUAAGUUCACUGCCACUCAAACGACUUGCGCCCCUUAGGAGAGCGCCAAUAUUCCAAGAUGUGAAUGUGUACAGUUAUGUGAAAAGUAUAUUAUAUAAUAACGUAAUUAUAUUUACAUAUGAUAUUAAUUAGUAUUAUGUAAAACUAAAUAGCAUAUAACGAUACUAAGAGUGGUAUACAUACGUAGAACAUAGGUAACGAGAAAGAAAAAAAAAUACACUCACAUACAUACAUACUUGUCGCAGAUUUAUUUCAAGGAAAAUAUUUACGCGCCCAUUCAUUUAUACAUUACUAUUCUAAAAAUUAUCACACAUAAGUUUCCUUUGCUAAACAAUAAUCAUUCGAUUGGUAUAUAAUGUAUACUUUUUCCCCUUCGACGUCGCUUCUACAACAUGAAAAAGGGCAUCUAUUUUUAUCUGUAAUUAUAAGUUCGAAAUCGAGAUUUCAAAUAUCGUCACUAUCAAUAAAUCUGACGAAAUUUAAUCGUAUAUUUGAUCAGCUUCCCAUUGUGAGCGCGAUCGACAGAGUGCCCGCGUAAUAUGACGUAUGUUGUUUCCGAUUAAUGUUGUCUAAUGCUUUGCAAUUUUUCUCUCACGGAACGUAAAUAUGUUCUGUGCGAUUUACAUUUGUUAAGUAUUAUGUAACUGAAUUCUUUUUAUAAAAGCCCUUACAUUCUCUC
Molecule: messenger RNA, 10307 nt
Organism: Cataglyphis hispanica
Lineage: Eukaryota; Metazoa; Arthropoda; Insecta; Hymenoptera; Formicidae
Gene: Glut1
Product: glucose transporter type 1
Exons: 15
Coding region: 1731-4460 (909 amino acids)
Biological process (GO): monosaccharide transmembrane transport
Cellular component (GO): membrane
Molecular function (GO): hexose transmembrane transporter activity
Source: RefSeq, a predicted model, not a curated record